Notodromas monacha is the source of this 3001-nucleotide messenger RNA. The record is from the annotation of a GenBank genome assembly. Lineage: Eukaryota; Metazoa; Arthropoda; Ostracoda; Podocopida; Cyprididae.
AAGUUUCAGACCAUCGAAAUUUAGUUAUAGUGAUCGUGGAAUGUUGAUCUUAUCCGCGCGUCGCUGACAUUACACUUGAGAUUCUGCGCGACGUGGUCUCUUUCACUCGUGCACUUGAAUGCGUUGAGCGUCCGCUGUGGGCGUCGGGGCGAAUCCGACGAAAACUGCAGACAUUGGGCGAAACGCGAGCAAACACGCGAAGUCUGCGUCCGGCGAAGACGCUGAGAGCAAGUUCCGUAAACGGAAGGAAAAGUCACGCCAUGAUCCAGCGCCUGUCGUAUUGAAGCGAAAGGAGAUGAACCCGGCUCCAGAUCACGUUGCAAUGGACUCACCAGAUCACGAUGAACCGGAAUUGCAAGAAAUGGAAGUGAACCCGAAUCCACCACCGGUUGUCCCAAUGAACCGAACUUGGCAAAGGGCGUCAGCAGGCGGCCUACAACCCCUGAUGGGUGCUGGGCUCAUUAAUAGAGUCGUAGGAGGAGACGACGAAGAGGACGAAGAUGAUGAUGAUGAUGAAGAGGAGGAAGAAGACGACGAUGAGGAACCUGAUGAUGACCUAGAGCUCGUCAUUCCUCCUAAUAAUCAGUAUAAUGAAUACCGUCGAUCUCGGAGUAGAAAGCAUCCCUCUCCUAACAAUAAUGAGGUUAAUCCGCUUGCGGAUUACAGAAGUCGAUCGUCAGCUCCUCAAGAACCCAAAAUAAGCUCUUCCACCAAAGAAAACGGCGAAGUGGCGAUGGAAGAAGAAGAUGACGAUGCACGCUCUGAGGGAACGUUCUCGUACACCGUGGAUAAUAUUAGCAAGCUCAAAGAAACUGCCCUGUCUCCACCAUAUUUUGUUCGUAACCUUCCGUGGAAGAUUAUGGUCAUGCAGCGAAGUCAACCGACAUUGGUGAAAUCUUUAGGGUUCUUUCUGCAAUGCAAUGGAGACUCAGACUCGUCAUCCUGGAGUUGCAAUGCUGUGGCGGAUUUGCGAAUGUUGAAACGCAAUGGGGAAGAGCCGUUUUCACGGAAAAUAAACCACCUGUUCUACAGCAAGGAGAAUGACUGGGGUUUCAGUCAUUUUGUGACCUGGGCGGACAUUUUAGAUCCCGAAAAAGGCUUUAUAAAGGACGAUUCAAUUACGCUUGAAGUUCAUGUGACAGCGGACGCGCCUCAUGGAGUCAGUUGGGAUAGUAAAAAGCACACUGGAUACGUCGGUUUGAAAAAUCAGGGUGCAACGUGUUACAUGAACUCCUUGUUGCAAGUUCUGUAUUUCACGAAUCGACUGCGGAAGGCUGUAUACAAGAUGCCGACCGAAAGUGAUGAUUCUGCUCGCAGUGUGCCUCUUGCCCUCCAGCGAGUGUUCUAUGAACUGCAAUUUACCGAUAAACCUGUUGGGACCAAAAAGUUGACCAAGUCAUUUGGCUGGGAAACACUGGAUUCCUUCAUGCAGCAUGACGUCCAAGAAUUCUUGCGCGUGCUGCUGGACAACCUGGAGAGUAAAAUGAAGCGGACUUCAGUCGAAGGAACUAUUCCGAAGUUGUUCGAAGGAAAAAUGAUCUCAUAUAUCAAGUGCUUGCAUGUGAAUUAUUCUUCCUCGCGGACGGAGCCCUUCUACGACAUACAACUCAACGUGAAAGGGAAGAAGAACAUCUACGAAUCGUUCAAAGAUUACAUAGAAGUUGAGACGUUGGAGGGCGAGAACAGAUAUGAUGCUGGACAGCUUGGUAUGCAAGAUGCAGUAAAAGGCGUGCAGUUCACUCAGUUUCCGCCUGUACUGUAUUUGCAUUUGAUGCGGUUCCAGUACGACCCAUUGUCGGACACGAACGUCAAGAUCAACGAUCGUUUCGAAUUUCCCUACCAGCUGGAUCUCGGCGAGUUUUUGAAGAGCCCUGAAGAGACGCCUGCAACGUAUACCUUGCACGCUGUUCUGGUGCACUCCGGCGACAAUCAUGGCGGCCAUUAUGUGGUGUUCAUCAACCCGCGUGGUGACGGGAAAUGGUGCAAGUUUGACGAUGAUGUCGUAUCGAAAUGCUCAAAGAUUGAGGCAAUAGACCACAACUUUGGCGGCAAUGACGACGAAAUGAGCAUCGGAGUGAAACACUGCACCAACGCGUACAUGUUGGUGUACAUUCGGGAUUCAACGCUGGCGUGGGUCCUCGCCGAUGUGACGGAGGGUGACAUCCCCGGUGAGCUGUCUUUGCGUAUCAACGAGGAGAAGCGACUGGAGACGGCCAGGAGAAAGGAGCGCAAUGAAACACACCAGUUCAUGAGCGUGAAUGUCGUGACCGAGGACGACUUCGUGGGUCACCAAUUGACGGACCUGUUUGACCCGGAACGAUCGAGCUGGAAGACAUUCCGGAUCCGGAAAUUGGCCUUGGUUUCGGAACUGGAGGAAGCACUGUCGAGAGCUUACGUGAUCCCUGCGGAUCGGCUGCGACUUUGGCCCAUCGUCCAACGGAAGAAUUCCACGCAGCGGAUAGGAUCGAGAUGUCGUCUGGAGCCCAUGCUCGGUGGCGAGAACACGUGCGUGAUGGAGAUAGCCGAAAACAAUAAUCCUUGGAAUGUGUUCUUGGAAGUGCUGCCGGCCACUGACCCGUCGCUCACCGUUCCGUGUCUCACCGCCCGCACGACGCUCAUCUUCCUCAAGCUUUACGAGCCCCGAGAUCGAAGAGUCUACUAUGUGGGCCACCACUUCAUGUCGGAGAACGACACGUGGCUCGACCUGUUCCCGAUGUUGAACGAGCGUGCCGGUUACUCGAGGGACACUAAGUUGUUGCUGUUUGAGGAGGUGAAGCCGAGUUGCGUGUCGCCGAUUGAAGAGGCUUGCCUGGUGUCCAACAAGAACAACCAGGACGAGCUGACGGACGGUGAUAUCAUUGUCUAUCAGAAGGCGGAUAAGGAGUAUCUCAAUAGGUUCGAUAUGCCAACGGCGAACGAAUACUACAAUUGGAUUGACCUUCUGAUUUUAUUGUCAUUGAAAUGGUUGCUGGCAUCAAUUGAUGAAGAUGUUUCUGAAAGA